Messenger RNA from Closterium sp. Naga37s-1, 1191 nucleotides. The record is from the annotation of a GenBank genome assembly. NCBI's taxonomy places the organism in Eukaryota, Viridiplantae, Streptophyta, Zygnematophyceae, Desmidiales, Closteriaceae.
AUGGCCCCGUCGCCCCUAGCCAUGGCCCCUCGCGACCUGCCGCCCCUAACCGCGGCCCCGGUGCCCUGUUGCGCCAUGGUGGGUGAGGGGGUGGCAAGAGGGGGUUCCUCCUGCCCGCGUGCCCUUCAGUCGCACGCGCAGCUCCGCCCCCGCCCCCCUCCCCCCCCUCCCCCCCCUCCAUGGGGAUGGCGGGGAGAGGGGGAGGAAACUUGGAGGUUCAGGGGGAGGCAGGAGGGGAUCUGCAGCACCAGGUCCCCCACCUUUCUCCUACCUCCCCCUGCUGCGGGAGCAGCAGAGGGGGGGAGGGGACCUGCAGCACCUGCCCCCCCCCCCCGCCCCCCCCCUUCUCCUCCAUCUCUCUGCUGCGGCAGUGGGGGGGAGGGGAUUUGCCAUCCCCCUGCUGCGGAUGCGGCAGUGGGGGGAGGGGACCUGCAGCACCAGCCCCCCCCCCCCCCCCCCCCCCCCCCCCUCCUCUCCGCCCUUUUCUCCUCUCCCUCCCCCUGCUGCGGGUGCCGCAGUGGGGGGGAAGGGAUCUGCCAUCCCCCUGCUGCGGAUGCAGCAGUGGGGGGAGGGGACCUGCAGCACCAGCCCCCCCCCCCCCCCCCUCUUCUCCUCCACCCUUGCUGCGGGUGCAGCAGUGGGGGGAGGGGAUUUGCAGCAUCAGCCCCCCCCCCCCCCCCCCCCUCUCUCCGCCCUUUUCUCCUCUCUCUCUCCCUGCCGCACCCUGUGUUGGGAGGGGGGGGAGCUUGGAGGUGCAGUGGGGGGGAGGGGAUCUGCAGCAGCAGUGGGGGGAGGGGAGUUGCAGCAUCAGCCCCCCCUCCCCUUUUCUCCUCCACCCCUGCUGCGGGUGCAGCGGUGGGGGGAGGGGAUCUGCAGCCCUGUGCUGCCCUGCAGCCCUGCGCGCCCUAUGCGCCCUGCUGUCCUGCUGCCCUGCAGCCCUGUGCGCCCUACUGCCCUGCUGCUGCCGCUACAGCCCUUGCUGCUGCCCUGCGCGCCCCACGCGCCCUGCAGCCCUGCUGCGCCCUGCGCGCCCUGCUGCCCUGCUGCCCUGUGCGCGCCCUGCUGCCCUCUGCACGCGCCAUGCACAGCCCCCCCCCCCCCCCCCCGCCCCAACCCCCCCCCCCCUCCCUUCUUCUUCCUUCCCCUGCUGCAGGUGCAGCAGUGGGGUGGGGGUAUGGGGGUGGCGGGUGA